UCUCCUGCUCUCCCUCUUGGAGGUCUUAGAAAAACCCAGAUGUGUCUGUUUGGGAAAUGCACACAGCAUGCUCCUCCUCCAGCUGGGCGUGCAAGAGGCCAGCCUGUGUGCGUGAGCAGCUGUGAAGCAUCUUUGUCUCUUUGUUGCUCUCUCCUUCUCCAUUCACACUCUGCAACACAUCUCUUCCAGCUUCACCAGCCUUCUCCUUAUUUUGAUCUGGGAGAUCCAUACUGUCGCCAUCUGCGCGCAGAAUACAACAGCCUGCAUGACCCAUAUCUGCAGGACUACCACAACCGCAAAGACAACCUGCAGAACCUGAAGAACAGGGGCCUUAUCACUGAGGAUGGCAAAGUUGUCUGCACUCUGAAAGAGUUCAACGAGUACAGGCAGUACCUGACCAGGCUGAAGCUGGAGCGGGAGAAAAUAAAGAGGCAAAAAGAGGUAGGCAAAACCUGGUGUUGGUAGGCACGUGUCCGUGGCAUGGCACCGAGGGCACGGGCUUUACUUGAUGGAUCUGAGAUGGGGAAUGCAGAAAAGGUGAGGGCUGGGCUAG
Molecule: messenger RNA, 553 nt
Organism: Meleagris gallopavo (turkey)
Lineage: Eukaryota; Metazoa; Chordata; Aves; Galliformes; Phasianidae
Source: RefSeq, a predicted model, not a curated record